Pteropus alecto (black flying fox) is the source of this 2259-nucleotide messenger RNA. It is a transcript of the gene EZR, whose product is annotated as ezrin. Bases 98 to 1855 code for a protein of 585 amino acids. The record is from RefSeq and is a predicted model, not a curated record. NCBI's taxonomy places the organism in Eukaryota, Metazoa, Chordata, Mammalia, Chiroptera, Pteropodidae. Gene Ontology annotation, molecular function: actin binding; cell adhesion molecule binding. The transcript is spliced from 13 exons. Gene Ontology annotation, biological process: positive regulation of early endosome to late endosome transport; regulation of organelle assembly; regulation of cell shape. Gene Ontology annotation, cellular component: cytoskeleton; adherens junction; apical part of cell.
UAAGGGGUCCCCUCUGCCUCCAGGUCCCGAGAGCCGUCUCAGCCGCUGCCGGCCAGUCGUUUCCGGAGAAUCGAGGAAAACCCACCAGGAACCGAAAAUGCCGAAACCAAUCAAUGUCCGCGUUACCACCAUGGACGCAGAGCUGGAGUUCGCCAUCCAGCCGAAUACGACGGGGAAACAGCUUUUCGAUCAGGUCGUUAAGACUAUCGGCCUCCGGGAAGUGUGGUACUUUGGCCUCCAGUAUGUAGAUAAUAAAGGAUUUCCUACCUGGUUGAAACUUGAUAAAAAGGUGUCAGCCCAGGAGGUCAGGAAGGAGAAUCCUCUCCAGUUCAAGUUCAGGGCCAAGUUCUACCCUGAAGACGUGUCUGAGGAGCUCAUCCAGGACAUCACGCAGAAGCUUUUCUUCCUCCAAGUGAAGGACGGCAUUCUCAGCGACGAGAUUUACUGCCCUCCUGAGACGGCAGUGCUCCUCGGCUCGUACGCAGUGCAGGCCAAGUUUGGGGACUAUAACAAAGACACGCACAAGUCUGGGUACCUCAGCUCCGAGCGCCUGAUCCCCCAGAGAGUCAUGGACCAGCACAAGCUCACCAGGGAUCAGUGGGAGGACCGGAUCCAGGUGUGGCACGCCGAGCACCGCGGGAUGCUCAAAGACAGCGCGAUGCUGGAGUAUCUGAAGAUUGCCCAGGACCUGGAAAUGUACGGCAUCAACUAUUUUGAGAUAAAAAAUAAGAAAGGAACAGACCUGUGGCUCGGAGUGGAUGCCCUCGGACUAAAUAUUUAUGAGAAGGACGACAAGUUGACCCCAAAGAUUGGCUUCCCGUGGAGUGAAAUCAGGAACAUCUCUUUCAAUGACAAAAAGUUUGUCAUUAAGCCCAUCGACAAGAAGUCCCCUGACUUCGUGUUCUAUGCACCUCGCCUGCGCAUCAACAAGCGGAUCCUGCAGCUCUGCAUGGGGAACCACGAGCUGUACAUGCGCCGCAGGAAGCCCGACACCAUCGAGGUGCAGCAGAUGAAGGCCCAGGCCCGGGAGGAGAAGCACCAGAAGCAGCUGGAGCGGCAGCAGCUGGAAACGGAGAAGAAAAGGAGAGAGACCGUGGAGAGAGAGAAGGAGCAGAUGAUGCGGGAGAAGGAGGAGCUGAUGCUCCGGCUGCAGGAUUAUGAGCUGAAGACCAAGAAGGCCGAGAAAGAGCUGUCCGACCAGAUUCAGCGGGCCCUGCAGCUGGAGGAGGAGAGGAAGCGCGCGCAGGAGGAGGCCGAGCGGCUGGAGGCCGAGCGCAUGGCCGCGCUGCGCUCCAAGGAGGAGCUGGAGAAGCAGGCGGUGGAUCAGAUAAAGAGCCAGGAGCAGCUGGCCGCGGAGCUCGCGGAGUACACCGCCAAGAUCGCGCUCCUGGAGGAGGCGCGCAGGCGCAAGGAGGACGAGGUGGAGGAGUGGCAGCACAGGGCCAGAGAAGCCCAGGAUGACCUGGUGAAGACCAAGGAGGAGCUGCACCUGGUGAUGACGGCACCCCCGCCGCCGCCCCCCGCGUACGAGCCUGUGGGCUACCACGUCCAGGACAACCUGCAGGACGAGGGCACGGAGAACUCGGGCUACAGCGCCGAGCUGUCCAGUGAGGGCAUCCUGGACGACCGCAACGAGGAGAAGCGGAUCACCGAGGCCGAGAAGAACGAGCGUGUGCAGCGGCAGCUGAUGACUCUGUCCAAUGAGCUGUCCCAGGCCAGGGACGAGAACAAGAGGACCCACAACGACAUCAUCCACAAUGAGAACAUGAGGCAAGGCCGGGACAAGUACAAGACGCUGCGGCAGAUCCGGCAGGGCAACACCAAGCAGCGCAUCGACGAGUUCGAGGCCAUGUGAAGGCCUGGCCUGGAAGGGGCCGGGCGGGCCGGGCGGGGCCUCAGCGCCUGCGCUCUGCUGCUCCGCCCAGGGUCACGCUCAGACUCUAAAACUCGUGUUUGUAGUUCUCUAAGUCUAGACCCCUCUUCGUACUCCAGUUCCUUUAAAAAGAGAGUAGUUAUUUCAGUGGGAAUAUUCUGGGGCUGGGACCAGUGGGAGCUUCCCUGGUUUAUUUUUCCCAUCUGUAUCAUAGUGCCAAACAGGCCUGAUUUUUAUUAUUAUUAUUAUCGAAUCACUUCCUGUCUUAUGCUUGGAGCAGGGCUGGUCGAAUUAAAGAAAGAUGCCUGUAAAGUCUGGAUGACAAACUCCAUGCUGGCAUGUGUGAUGCGCGAUUCAGUAUAAUUAAAACCACAUCGUGGCUUAUA